This is a messenger RNA of Gloeophyllum trabeum ATCC 11539, 264 nucleotides long. RefSeq lists its product as uncharacterized. The transcript has a single exon. The annotation marks the transcript as partial. Lineage: Eukaryota; Fungi; Basidiomycota; Agaricomycetes; Gloeophyllales; Gloeophyllaceae. The record is from RefSeq and is a predicted model, not a curated record.
GAGACGAUCCCAGAAAAUUCAGGCAUCCGUCGCUUCGUGUGGGAACACUUCCAGAACCUCAACCGCGUCGUACAGCGAAUGAAGUACUGUGGGGGAACAUUUUCGGGCUUAAAGCUCACCCUCUGCGGUCCGGAGAUUGUAGUUAUCGGACACCGCUGUACCUACGAAGGCCGGAUCCCUGAUGAAUCGCGCGUGGAGGUCAUCCGUAAUUGGGGACCCUGUAAGUCGCUUUCUGAGGUUCGCGCUUUUCUAGGGACGGUCGGA